AUGGCCUCUGACGGCGACCGGAGCGAGGAGCAGCAGCCGCUGCUUCACCCCAGCAACCCCUCCCCCUCCUCCAUCAUCCCCGACCUGCCGCCCUCACCCCGUCGCCGCCGCCCGCCGCUCAUCGUCUCCUCGCUGCUCAUCCUGCUCGCCUCCAGCCUGAGCUCCAUCCUCGUGGACACGGCCGGCAACCAGCUCGUCGAGGGCGCCGCGUGCCUGCAGCUGCACCCCGGAUCCGUGACGGACCCCUACGCGGACCCGGUCUGCAAGGCGCUGGACGUGCAGGACCGGCUGGCGCUGAUCGCGGGGUGGGAGUACUCGUGGUCGCUGGCGCCGGGAUUGCUGCUGGCGAUUCCCUACGGCGUCUUCAUGGACAGGUACGGCCCGCGGGCGAUGAUGAUCCUGGUGGCGCUGGGGGGCGUCAUCACCCAGACGCUGUACCUGGUCGUCAUGUUUGACCUGCGUUGGGUCUGGGGCUGUGUCUUUCUCGGCUCGGUGGUCGGUGGUGGGAAUAUCGGCUGGCAAGCCGUCCUCUACACCGUCAGCAACAUGAUUGCCACCAAGAACAAUAGAGCCGAAAUCUUCUUCUACAUGACCUCCAUCACCACCUUCAGCUUGCUUCUCGGCGGCUUCCUCGUCUACUGGGCCAUGAGCAUCGGUCCCGUCUUCGCGCAGUCUCUCGGCUGCGUCAUAUUCUCCGCGGAGCUUGCCUUGGCGUUCACCCUGCCGCGCGGCCUGGCCUCGGGCGUGCCCGUGAAGCCGGCCGAUAGCGAGGCGUCCGCAUGGCAAGCCAUCGUCGGCGGCCUUGGCGGCACCAGGGAGGGCGUCAUGGGCUUUGGCAAGCUGUUCAGCCAGAACCGCCAGCUCGGGCUUUUACUCGUCAGCCUCGUGAUUUCCACCAUUGGCAUCAGGCAGUCGGGCAUUCGGCAGCAAUAUGCGACGCACAGGUAUGGCUGGUCUUGGGCCAAGGCUGGCUUGAUGGUCUCCGUCACUUCCACCACCACGCUCAUCGUCAUGGUCCUUCUCGUCCCCCUUGCCAGCCGGAAACUGCUCAAAACGCGCUCCGCCAUGGGCAAGGAUCUCGUCAUCGCCCGGGCCGGCAUCCUCUCACUCGCCCUGGGUAGCCUCUUCGUGGGCCUGGCACGGACGUCCGGGCAAUUCAUCGCCGCGCUCGUCUUCUACAUGACGGAGAGCUGCUACAUGCCCGCCAUCAUCAGCACCAUCGCCGCCAUGGCGGGCGUCGACAGCAUCCAGUCGGACCGGACCGGCUCCCUCUACAUGGCGGUCGUCUUUAUGAACAACCUAGGCGCCAUAGUCGCCGGUCCGAUCAUCUCGUCGCUCCUCCGCGUCGGCAUGAGCCUUGGCGGGGACUGGGUCGGCCUGCCGUUCUUUUUCGAGGCGGCGAUCCAGAUCAUCACCAUUUGCAUCGUCUUUAGUAUAAGAGAGAGCCGUUAUAGGCACUUUCAAGAGCAGCAACAAGGCGAGGAGGAGCCGGCCUCUACUCAGCCAACCCUUGCGAAUGGCACCACUUAG
Cordyceps fumosorosea ARSEF 2679 is the source of this 1530-nucleotide messenger RNA. Its product is annotated as Major facilitator superfamily transporter. Gene Ontology annotation, molecular function: transmembrane transporter activity. NCBI's taxonomy places the organism in Eukaryota, Fungi, Ascomycota, Sordariomycetes, Hypocreales, Cordycipitaceae. The record is from RefSeq and is a predicted model, not a curated record. Gene Ontology annotation, cellular component: membrane. The transcript is spliced from 4 exons. Gene Ontology annotation, biological process: transmembrane transport. The coding region runs from base 1 to 1530 and encodes 509 amino acids.